GAGUGUCCCAGCACAGCCAUUUUCAGUCUUUAUACUGGUGCCAGUAGCGAUACACUGCAGGCAUCGCGGAUACAGUGAAUACGAGAGCCGUGCAGAAUGGAGAUCUGGAGGCUACAGUGCGAUAGCGCGGGUGUUCACUGAUACAGUUCAUCAAAAUAACCGAAUAAUCAGAGAACCGGGCGCCGUUUAUCGGCCACUCCAAGCUGCGCCCUUAUCCGAAUUUGAGCAGGGGAAGCCAGCUUUGUGUUGUUUUGUUUUUUUUUUGGUUCACCUGGCGAAUUUGCAAACACAAAUCAAGCUAAAGUGCCACCCGUCUGGGCUUUGGAAUAAAGCGUAUCAAGACAGCAUCGCUCCACGCUGCCUGCGCGUAUUAACGAAUAGAUUAUUCCCACAUCAUCAGAGAGACCUGCGCGCCGGGAUCUGGCACAGCUGGAUAAAGCGAGUGGCGUCUUUCCGAUUCCUGAUCCUCACACCCCCGUGCCAUGUCCACGAUGGUUUACCCUCGCGAGGAGAAGCUGGACAGGCUCACUCAGGAUGAGAUCGUGUUAAACACCAAGGCUGUGAUCCAGGGGCUGGAGACCCUGAAGAACGAGCACAACUCCAUCCUGAGCACCCUGCUGAGCAGCGUGCAGAGCCUGGAGAAAGAGAGGGGGAGCCAGGAGGCCAGCAGUGUGCAGGAGAAGACAGGGCUGCUGCGCAAGAGCCUGGAUUCCAUCGAGCUGGGGCUGGGGGAGGCACAGGUGAUCGUCGCUCUGUCCAGCCACCUCAGCGCUGUGGAGUCGGAGAAGCAGAAGCUGCGUGCCCAGGUGAGGAGGCUGGUGCAGGAGAACCAGUGGCUGCGGGAUGAGCUGGCAAACACCCAGCAGAAACUGCAGAGGAGCGAGCAGAGCGUGGCCCAGCUGGAGGAGGAGAAGAAGCACCUGGAGUUCAUGAACCAGAUCAAGAAGUUCGACGACGAUGCCUCCUCCCCUUCCGAUGAGAAGAGUGCUGAGACCUCCAAGGACAGUCUGGACGACCUUUUCCCCAAUGAUGAUGACCAAGGGCAGGCCCAGCAGCACAGCAGUGGCGAGGCCGCUGCCCAGCACGGCGGGUAUGAGAUCCCGGCUCGGCUCCGCACCCUCCACAACCUGGUGAUCCAGUACGCCUCCCAGGGGCGCUACGAGGUAGCCGUGCCGCUCUGCAAGCAGGCCCUGGAGGACCUGGAGAAGACCUCGGGCCACGACCAUCCCGACGUGGCCACCAUGCUCAACAUCCUGGCCCUCGUCUACAGGGACCAGAACAAGUACAAGGAGGCGGCCCACUUGCUCAACGAUGCUCUCGCGAUCCGAGAGAAGACGCUGGGAAGGGACCAUCCUGCGGUAGCGGCCACUCUGAAUAACCUGGCAGUGCUCUACGGCAAGCGAGGGAAAUACAAGGAAGCCGAACCGUUGUGCAAGAGAGCCCUGGAGAUCAGGGAGAAGGUUCUGGGGAAGUACCACCCCGAUGUAGCCAAGCAGCUGAACAACCUGGCUCUGCUGUGUCAGAACCAGGGCAAGUACGAGGAGGUGGAGUAUUACUAUCGCCGGGCCCUGGAGAUCUACGAGUCCAAACUGGGAUCGGACGACCCCAACGUGGCCAAAACCAAGAACAACCUGGCCACCUGUUAUCUGAAGCAAGGCAAAUUCAAGGAUGCCGAAGCUCUGUAUAAAGAGAUCCUGACCCGCGCUCACGAGAAGGAGUUCGGAUCAGUCAACAGUGACAAUAAACCCAUCUGGAUGCAUGCAGAGGAGAGGGAAGAAAGCAAGGAUAAGCGCAGAGACACUGGUGUCUAUGGGGAGUAUGGAAGCUGGCACAAGGCCUGCAAAGUGGACAGCCCUACAGUCAAUACCACUCUGAAAAGCUUGGGGGCGCUAUACCGGCGCCAGGGCAAACUGGAAGCAGCAGAGACUCUGGAGGAGUGCGCCACAAAAACCCGUAAACAGGGAAUGGACGCCAUCAACCAGACCAGGGUAGUGGAGCUGCUGAAAGACGGGGCCCCAGCAGGGGGGGAGCGACGGCAGAGCAGGGAGGGGCUGAACGGGCCUGGGGGGUCCAGAGGGGAGAACCAGACCGACGGGGAGGAGGGGGCCGAAUGGAAUGGGGACGGCAGCGGUGUCCUGCGCAGGAGUGGUUCCUUCGGUAAGAUCCGGGAUGCUCUGCGCCGGAGCAGUGAGAUGCUUGUGAAGAAGCUCCAGGGGAGCUCACCGCAGGAGCCUCGCAACCCAGGAAUGAAGCGUGCCAACUCCCUUAACUUCCUCAAUAAGAGCGUGGAAGACCCGAUCCAGCAGUCUGCCAGCAGCCUGUCGGAAUCCAGGGGCCUGAGCGCCAGCAAUGUAGACUUAUCACGACGCAGCUCUCUGAUUGGCUGAAGAGGCAAGGCCCUCCCCCGGGUGUCCCGAAUCCCGCCUGAUCGAAACGCCAACGUUCCCGUCUUCCUGGGGAAAAUGAAAACAGAAAAUUUACAUGAACACUUUUUUUUUUUUUUAUUAUUUUUAUUUAAAAUGUCUUUUGCCUUUUUGACCCCCCAAAAAAGGGUUGUUUUUUUUUGCCAUGAUUUGCACAGCUCCUGAGACAACGAUCUACUGUAUUUAACAAGGUUUUACUAAAACAAAGGCAGAAAGCCAGAAACUCAAUACAAAUCAGCAUGCUGCUUGAAUUUAUUAGACCAGAAGAUUUUUUUUUUUGAGGGGUUGUUUUGUUGCGGUAGUGGCUCCUAGUGGUUGAUUUGUGUAUAUUGCAGCGUGACUAGACGGCUCACUGAGCGCGCUCAGAACGAAGUCACCAAGUUGGCUGCUGUCAGCACAGAUUAAAAUAGGUUUUAAACACAUUAGUUACUGCAUGCAGUUAAAGACCUCUCUGUUUUCUAGCUGUCUUGUACUUUAUUGGUCACUUGGAGAGAAAUUGUCAACACCUUCUUUUCUGCCACUAACCAAUCCAGUUGCUUCCCCCUGGUUGACUGACAUGCUUUUCAGCCAGUAACAUGCAGUUAGGAAAGGCAACAGACUGACAAGGCCUGCUGUGUUUAUUUUUAGCUGAUUUAAAAAAAAAAAAAAAAAAAAAAAAAAAAAAAAAAAAAGGUUUAUAUUUUGCAGUAUGAAUUUUUACAGGGAUCUUCAUAUUAUACAGCAAUCUGUAAAUUUCAGGGGAAUUGUGAAUCUAUGAUAACCGAGGAAAAAAAAUAUAGCCUUAGCUAGAACAUGUGCAUCUUUCAAAACUCCACGUUUUGAGAGCUAUAUACCAGAAACACCACACACACGCACACACACACACACACACACACAGAGGAAAAGGCAUGAGCUAAUGUGAGUGCUUCUCUCUUAUAAAUGUAAUCACUAUCUAGUCAAAUUGCUCAAAACAAAUAGAAAAAUAACUGCUGUAGAAUUGUGAAGAGUUUAGCGGUUAGAAAUGCUGUCAGUAAUUGUGACAGGCCGAACCUAGAAACAAAACGAGGUAGUGUGAGGUGAUGGAAAUGCUUACAAGCGAAGAAUGGAACUGAGAUAUUUACAAUGGAAGCUGCUUCACGUUUAAUGCAUCUGCCUUUGGACGUUUAUUUGCAGAACAUGUCUGUUGCCGUGUUAUAUUUUGUCCCAUGUGUGUAGAAUCAAAGGCGUGGAAACAAGACUCCUUUUACAUAGCGGUUGCUUGAUCCAUUCCUGGUUUUGCUACGAAUUUAAUAAUAAGACGCACCUGAGCUUGUUCCCUAGACACACUGGGGGCUGACCAAGCUGGUAGCAGUAAAACCUGGACUGGAUCACACUGCUCUGCAAUAGGAGCCUUACUUAACAUAUUCCCCCAUGCAACACUGCCCCCUAGUGGGAGUUACCUCUUGAUCGUCUCCAGCGGGGGUGGGAAAUUCCGGUCCUGGGGGGCUGGUGUCCCGCCUGCUUUUUGUUCCAACUGUACCCUAGAUUUGGGAUACAGCUGGAACAAAGACCAGGGGAGACACCGGCCCUCCAGCAUUGGAGUUCUGGUCUAGAGCUCUCUGUUCAGCGUUAUGAGGUGUGAUACAAUAUUAAAAGAUGAUGUAGUUUCUAGAUGAGGCUCCCUUUCAGCAGUGGAUGCAAAGGAAGCAGGAACUUGAAAACGCGCCUUCAGCACACGUGGAGGAUAAGACAAUAGACAAGCUCUGUGAAUCCCAGGACAGCCAUUAAAGAGGAAUCCGCUUCUAUAGUAAAUAGUUCAUUUUUGGACGUCGGUAAAACUCCCUUCAAAAGACUCUUGAUUUUAAAAUGCUAGUUCUUUAAAAAACGAGAGCAACUAUGUUAAUACAAUGCUGAUAUUGAACCACGCGUGCAAAUGAAUUGUUUUCUGUAUAUAUAGGUAUAAAUUAUUAUUAUUAUUAUUUUGUUGUUGGUUUGUAUAUAGUUUGGCGUUUGUUUACAGUCGAUAUGUCUAGUUUAACACAGAAUUUCUGCAAAAUCAGAUCUUCAAAACCAAUUGCGUCUUUCCCACUAGUGUUUGAUAACUGACAAAGGAUUCUGUUACCCCCCCCCCCCAAUCUGAUUUUGCAUAAUUCCUGUAGAGGUGUAGCGACGCGCAGGCGCCAGUCACGAUCACGUGGUUCCCGCAUAAUUUUAAUAAAUUGUUCAAUAAAUAUACAGUUUGCAAAUCGA
This is a messenger RNA of Polyodon spathula (Mississippi paddlefish), 4631 nucleotides long. It is a transcript of the gene klc2, whose product is annotated as kinesin light chain 2. Gene Ontology annotation, molecular function: kinesin binding. Gene Ontology annotation, biological process: microtubule-based movement. Bases 483 to 2387 code for a protein of 634 amino acids. NCBI's taxonomy places the organism in Eukaryota, Metazoa, Chordata, Actinopteri, Acipenseriformes, Polyodontidae. The transcript has 16 exons. The record is from RefSeq and is a predicted model, not a curated record. Gene Ontology annotation, cellular component: membrane-bounded organelle; kinesin complex; cytoplasm.